Aspergillus ibericus CBS 121593 is the source of this 1574-nucleotide messenger RNA. RefSeq lists its product as uncharacterized. Lineage: Eukaryota; Fungi; Ascomycota; Eurotiomycetes; Eurotiales; Aspergillaceae. The transcript has 3 exons. The record is from RefSeq and is a predicted model, not a curated record. The coding region runs from base 432 to 1544 and encodes 370 amino acids.
GAAUGUUUUUGAUCCGGAACUGUAGUGCUGUCAUGUUCUUAUCGGGUUCUAUCCCGUCUAUUCAGGUGCCUCCUUGCGCACGAAUUUCUACUCCAUUGCUGAGAUUCAUGCAGUCUGCGGCCAACUGAUGUCUUAUCCCGUCACUCAACACCGAAGACUUAAAUGAUAAAACAACUAGACAUACACAUGCACAAACACACACACAACGUGUCCAAUCUAGUGGCAAAGCAGGUCAUGCGUUCACGCGAGUCAUUCUGCCCGCCGAAAUCCCUCCACACGCUUAUAAAUAAAUGGGCCCCUCCCAUGCGAGAACUUGACCUCCUCGACAGAGUACCUCCGAGGUAUAUGUUAGAGAAGCCGACCAACCCAGGAGCGUGCCAGACCCUCCCUGACACUGACCUCUACCCAGCACCGAACAACGAGUGACAACCAUGGCAGAUCCUUUGAAGGUACUCGACGAUGCAAACUGCUAUGUCGGCAUGUCAUCCGUCUCCCGAAAGAUAUAUCCAAUCGCUGGGAUCUUGACCACAGUCUACGGUCUGGACGAACUGCCGGAACAAGCCUCCGAGAUUACUUGUCUCUGGUUGUUGCACCAUAGAGGAGCAACCCAAGAGCGCAUGGCGGGCAUUGCCACGACCAUAAUCGCGGACUGGAACGCCAGGAUCCGCGAUUCUCGUACCUGCCCCGGCCAAGCCGUCAAAGGCCUCAUUGCUGUCGCAUUUGAUCAGAGAAAUCAUGGGACAAGAUUGGUGGAGCCGCUGGCCAACGAGGCAUGGAGGCAAGGGAAUCCUCGGCACGCGCAAGAUAUGUUCUCCAUAUUUCAGGGCACUGCCCGAGACGUAUCUCUUCUGAUUGACUACCUACCAUCUUUUGUGUUCCCGCAGUCCGACCGCAAGAUCUCCGACAAUCUGGUAUUGGGGGUCUCCCUGGGUGGCCAUGCAGCAUGGAGCUGCCUCCUGCACGAACCCCGCAUAAGCGCCGGGGUCGUUGUCAUCGGCUGCCCUGACUACGUAAAUCUUAUGGCGGACCGUGCAAGGCUGUCGAAGUUACCGUUUUGGACGGAAAGCGAGAUUCCCGGGUCCCAAUUUCUAGGCUCCGAAGCGUUCCCCUCUUCUCUGCUGGAUGCGGUCCGCAAGUAUGACCCGGCGAGCCGGUUUCUGAGCCAUGUGAAUCCGAAGCCAGACGCGAGUCCUCUUCGCACCGGACCCUUGCCAGAGCCGACGGAGAACGAGAAGGCUGCAUUGCGGCCACUCCUGGCGCACAGUGUAGCUGGAAAACGGAUCCUCACCCUGUCAGGCGGCAAAGAUAAGUUGGUACCAUACCAUCGAGGGGAGGCAUUCUUGACCUGGUGGAAGAAGGCGAUUGCUCCAAGUGGGUGGUUUGCGGACGGCGCAGUCACCUUCGAGGACAUCAUCGAUGAGGAUGCCGCGCACGAAAUGUCCCCGAAGAUGUUCAUCGAGGCGGUUCGAUUUAUUCGUGAAACCCUGGAAGCCAGUAGUAAUUCCCCGGAAAAGGUGGGGUCGGUGCGCGAAUGCAAGAUCUAGAACACUGCUACCCGUUGGUGUACUCCUGUC